UCUUACACUCGCAGUCUGAGGCUGUGCUGCUUAUCUGAGCGCUCUUCAGAGGAUUCAUGCAACAUAGCCGACCCUAAACACGAUUUAAAGUUGAUUUUUGGCUGUUCGUGUUCAAUAAGUGAACGCCAUGUCCUACAACUACGUGGUCACCGCGCAGAAGCCCACAGCAGUGAACGCCUGUAUCACUGGUCACUUCACAUCUGCUGAAGAUCUGAAUCUGCUGAUCGCUAAGAACACGCGUCUGGAGAUCUAUGUGGUCACUGCCGAAGGUCUGCGGCCGGUCAAAGAGGUCGGAAUGUAUGGCAAGAUCGCAGUCAUGGAGCUCUUCAGACCUAAGGGAGAGAGUAAAGAUCUUCUGUUUAUUCUGACUGCUAAAUACAACGCAUGUAUCCUGGAGUACAAACAGAAUGGAGACAGCAUCGACAUCAUCACUCGUGCUCAUGGCAACGUGCAGGACCGGAUUGGGCGUCCAUCCGAGACAGGGAUCAUCGGUAUUGUGGAUCCGGAGUGUCGUAUGAUCGGCUUGCGUCUGUACGACGGGCUGUUUAAAGUCGUUCCACUGGACCGCGAUAACCGUGAGCUGAAAGCCUUCAACAUUCGUCUGGAGGAGCUGCAGGUCAUUGAUGUUCAGUUCCUGUACGGCUGCCAGGCUCCCACUGUCUGCUUCAUAUAUCAGGACCCUCAGGGUCGACAUGUGAAGACGUAUGAGGUGUCUCUGAGGGAGAAGGAGUUUAAUAAAGGACCCUGGAAGCAGGAGAACGUGGAGGCUGAAGCUUCAAUGGUCAUUCCAGUCCCAGAGCCGUUUGGUGGUGCUAUAAUCAUUGGACAAGAGUCCAUCACGUAUCAUAAUGGAGACAAAUACUUAGCCAUUGCACCGCCAACUAUCAAGCAAAGCACCAUCGUGUGUCAUAACCGCGUGGAUCCCAACGGCUCACGCUAUCUGCUGGGUGACAUGGAGGGCCGACUCUUCAUGCUUCUGUUGGAGAAAGAGGAGCUCAUGGACGGAGCGGUGGUGCUCAAAGACCUGCGGGUGGAGCUGUUAGGAGAGACAUCCAUUGCUGAGUGUCUGACAUAUCUGGACAAUGGUGUGGUGUUUGUGGGUUCCAGGCUUGGAGAUUCUCAACUAGUUAAGCUUAAUGUGGACAGUAAUGAUCAGGGCUCAUAUGUGGUGGUCAUGGAAACCUUCACUAAUCUGGGUCCGAUCGUAGACAUGUGUGUGGUUGACCUAGAGCGACAGGGACAAGGACAGUUGGUAACGUGCUCUGGAGCAUUUAAGGAGGGAUCUUUGAGGAUUAUCCGGAAUGGCAUUGGAAUCCAUGAGCACGCUAGCAUUGACCUGCCCGGAAUUAAAGGUCUGUGGCCUCUUCGCUCGGAGUCAAGCAGAGACACUGAUGACAUGCUCGUUCUAUCUUUUGUGGGUCAGACCAGAGUACUGAUGUUGAAUGGUGAGGAGGUGGAGGAGACAGAGCUGCCAGGGUUUGUGGAUAACCAACAGACGUUUUUCUGUGGAAAUGUAGCACACCAGCAGCUUAUACAGAUCACAUCAGUGUCAGUGCGGUUGGUGACUCAGGACAGUAAGUCUCUAGUGAGCGAGUGGAAGGAGCCGCAAGGCAGAAACAUCAGCGUUGCAUCCUGUAACAGCACACAGGUGGUGAUCGCUGUUGGCAGAGUGCUGUAUUACCUUCAGAUACUGACAGGAGAACUCAAACAGAUGAGUUGUACAGAGAUGGAGCAUGAGGUGGCGUGUCUGGACAUUACUCCUCUGGGUGACUGCGCAGGUGAGUCUAGCAUCUGCGCGGUUGGGCUCUGGACAGACAUCUCAGCUCGUCUGCUCAAGUUACCCUGCUUCAGCACGCUGCAUAAAGAGAUGCUGGGAGGAGAGAUCAUUCCUCGUUCAAUCCUCAUGACGACUUUUGAGGGCACUCAUUAUCUGCUGUGUGCUCUGGGAGACGGAGCACUCUUCUAUUUCGGACUGGACAUUCAAACAGGAGUUUUAAGUGAACGUAAGAAGGUGACUCUUGGCACUCAGCCGACGGUUCUGCGCACCUUUCGCUCGCUUUCCACAUCAAACGUGUUCGCCUGCUCAGACCGACCCACCGUCAUCUAUUCCAGCAACCACAAACUGGUAUUCUCUAACGUCAACCUUAAAGAGGUGAACUACAUGUGCCCGCUCAACUCUGAGGGAUACCCUGACAGUUUGGCUCUGGCUAAUAACAGCACUCUGACCAUCGGCACCAUUGAUGAGAUCCAGAAACUCCACAUCAGAACUGUACCACUAUACGAGUCACCCAAGCGUAUCUGUUAUCAGGAGGUGUCUCAGUGUUUUGGAGUGUUGUCCAGUAGAGUGGAAAUGCAGGACGCCAGUGGAAGUACAGCAGCGGUGCGCCCCAGUGCCAGUACACAGGCAUUGUCCAGCAGCGUGAGCUCCAGUAAACUGUUCCCCAGCAGCACUUCACCUCAUGAGACAUCAUUUGGAGAGGAGGUGGAGGUGCACAGUCUGCUGGUGGUGGAUCAGCACACAUUUGAGGUGUUACACGGCCAUCAGUUCCUGCAGAAUGAGUAUGCACUGAGUAUGGUGUCCUGUAAGCUGGGCAGAGAUCCUGCUGUGUACUUUAUCGUCGGCACGGCCAUGGUGUAUCCAGAAGAGGCGGAGCCUAAACAGGGACGCAUCAUUGUCUUUCACUAUACAGAUGGUAAACUGCAGACAGUUGCAGAGAAGGAAGUGAAAGGAGCAGUUUACUCGAUGGUGGAGUUUAAUGGCAAACUGCUGGCUAGCAUCAACAGCACUGUGCGUCUGUACGAGUGGACGGCGGAGAAGGAGCUGCGCACUGAGUGUAAUCACUAUAACAACAUCAUGGCCCUGUAUCUGAAGACUAAAGGUGAUUUCAUACUGGUGGGAGAUCUGAUGCGCUCGGUGCUGCUUCUGGCGUACAAACCCAUGGAGGGCAGCUUUGAAGAGAUCGCUCGUGAUUUCAAUCCUAACUGGAUGAGUGCUGUAGAAAUCCUGGAUGAUGAUAACUUUCUGGGAGCAGAGAAUGCUUUCAACCUGUUCGUCUGCCAGAAAGACGGGGCGGCGACUACAGAUGAGGAGCGGCAGCACCUGCAGGAGGUGGGCUUGUUUCAUCUCGGCGAGUUUGUCAAUGUGUUUUCACACGGUUCUCUAGUUCUGCAGAACCUCGGCGAGAGCUCCACACCAACCCAGGGUUCAGUGCUGUUCGGCACAGUCAACGGAAUGAUUGGUUUGGUGACGUCACUGUCCGAGGGCUGGUACAGUUUAAUGAUGGAUCUUCAGAACAGACUCAAUAAAGUCAUCAAAAGUGUCGGCAAGAUCGAGCACAGCUUCUGGAGGUCAUUCCACACAGAACGCAAGACCGAGCAGGCCACAGGGUUCAUAGAUGGAGAUCUGAUCGAGAGUUUCCUGGAUCUGGGUCGUGCUAAGAUGCAGGAGGUGGUGAGCACACUGCAGAUUGAUGAUGGCAGUGGAAUGAAGCGGGAAGCUACGGUGGAUGAGGUUAUUAAGAUCGUGGAAGAGCUCACACGAAUCCACUAACCAAUCUGAGCGUUCACACAUCUGUACAUAAAUAUAAAUAAAUCCGAGUGUGUGCACUUCACUCCUGCACAAUGAAUUGUGUUCUGUCACAGCUCACACACACAUUCAAGGUGUCUGUCAUAUGAGUAUAAUUAUGAUAGAUUUUAUGUGAAGAAUAUCCCUGUCUGCUGGAUGGAGGUUAUAUACUGUUCAAUACUGAAUCUCAAUAGUUUUAGUAAAGCCUUUGUCAUUGUGAUUGUUUUUUUUUAUUAUUUUUUUAUUUUGUUUUAAAAAAAUAAAGUUUUCUUCAAUA
Myxocyprinus asiaticus (Chinese sucker) is the source of this 3842-nucleotide messenger RNA. Its product is annotated as DNA damage-binding protein 1-like. Bases 128 to 3550 code for a protein of 1140 amino acids. Gene Ontology annotation, cellular component: nucleus; site of double-strand break. The record is from RefSeq and is a predicted model, not a curated record. Gene Ontology annotation, biological process: proteasome-mediated ubiquitin-dependent protein catabolic process; DNA repair. The transcript is spliced from 27 exons. NCBI's taxonomy places the organism in Eukaryota, Metazoa, Chordata, Actinopteri, Cypriniformes, Catostomidae. Gene Ontology annotation, molecular function: protein binding; nucleic acid binding.